AAAAUUGUUUAUUGAGACCGAAUAAAACGGGCGAAUAUUGAAAAGUUAUUUUUUAAAACAUAAAAAAUAUUAAAACAUUGAAAAAUAUUCAUUAUUGUGUUUGGAAAACUUAUCUAAAUUAAUAAGUGUUAAACAAUGGAAAAAAUUGGAAUUCGUCGACCAUCCCCUUCAGAUUCAUCAACAUUGAAAAAACCUCAACGUCAUAGUUUAGCAAAAUCGUCAUCCAACAUGGCUGCAAUGAACAAUGCUCUCGCACAAUAUAAACUUUUAAAAGCAGAAUGGAGUAAAAAAACACCAAAUUUAGAUAAAUGUGGUGAAUUGCUAGAUAAUCUUAAGAUUGCAUUAACCCAUUUAAUAUUUUUACCAACAUCAAAUACAAAAGCAUCUAAAGAAGAAUUAUUAAUUGCUCGCGAUGUUUUGGAAAUUGGAGUGCAAUGGAGUGUCGCCAAAGGAGAUAUACCUUGCUUUGAACGUUACAUGUCUCAAUUGAAAUGUUAUUAUUAUGAUUACAAAGGCGAAAUUCCAGAAUCCCCUUAUAAAUAUCAAUUAUUAGGAUUAAAUUUAUUAUUCUUAUUAUCACAAAAUCGUGUGGCAGAAUUUCAUUCUGAAUUAGAAUUAUUACCAGUUGAAAAACUUCAAGAUAUUUAUAUUCGACAUCCAUUGUCUUUGGAACAGUAUUUAAUGGAAGGAAGCUAUAAUAAGAUAUUUUUGGCCAAAGGAAAUGUUCCAGCACAAAGCUACAACUUUUUUAUGGAUAUAUUAUUGGAUACAAUUCGCGGUGAAAUUGCAGUGUGUUUGGAAAAAGCCUAUGAGAAAAUAUCAUUUACUGAAGCCGCUAGAAUGCUUUAUUUGAAUAACCAACAAACAAUUUUAGAAUAUGGAAAUAAGAAAAAUUGGAGAAUAGGUGAUGAUAAUGGAUUCCAUUUCCAGCCAGAAGUAAAGAAAAUUGAUGAGCCAAUACCAUCUGUUGAACUAGCUGAACAAGCAUUAGCAUACGCUCGAGAAUUAGAAAUGAUCGUUUAAUUUAUUAAUGAAAUCUUCUUUUGGAAUUAAACCUAUUUUUUUUUUGUGAAUGAAUUUUGAAUGG
Messenger RNA from Chrysoperla carnea, 1087 nucleotides. RefSeq names its product 26S proteasome non-ATPase regulatory subunit 8-like. The coding region runs from base 136 to 1023 and encodes 295 amino acids. NCBI's taxonomy places the organism in Eukaryota, Metazoa, Arthropoda, Insecta, Neuroptera, Chrysopidae. Gene Ontology annotation, biological process: proteasome-mediated ubiquitin-dependent protein catabolic process. The transcript is spliced from 5 exons. Gene Ontology annotation, cellular component: nucleus; proteasome regulatory particle; cytosol. The record is from RefSeq and is a predicted model, not a curated record.